GUAUGACGGAUCUCGAUGACCCAUCAUUCCUUGCAGAUUUCCACGCAGUCUUUAACAAGAGCUUCUUCAUGCAGGGCUUCCGUUUCACCCUUGAUUAAAGCUUCCACGACCCAUUCAGCGUCAGCUUCAAUUAUCAAUCUUUCCGCUCCCAAGGACUUCGCCAGGAAUAAACCUUGCCUGAUUCCCCAAAUUUCUGCAAUCGAGCAGCUAGUUUUCCCGAUUUUUACGAGGUGCAGGGAAGAGAUAAAAAUGGCGACAGUUCCGGGACAGUUGAUUUGGGAGGUAGUGAAGAAGAACAAUUGUUUCUUGGUGAAGCAAUUUGGAAGAGGAACUGCUGGAGUUCGAUUCAGCAAGGAGCCCAACAAUCUCUACAAUCUCAACUCCUACAAACACUCUGGGUUGGCAAACAAGAAAACUGUCACCAUUCAACCUGGGGGCAAGGACCAGUCUGUGCUGUUAGCAACAACCAAGACUAAGAAGCAGAACAAGCCUUCGAGCUUGCUUCACAAGUCUGUCAUGAAAAAGGAGUUCCCCACGAUGGUCAAGGCAGUCAAAAACCAGGUGACGGACAACUAUUACAGGCCUGAUUUGACAAAAGCUGCCCUCGCAAGGUUGAGUGCGGUGCACCGCAGUCUGAAGGUUGCCAAGUCCGGUGUCAAGAAGAGAAACCGACAAGCAUUGAAAAUCAGUGGCAGGAAGUGAGCUUUACAAUAUGGAGGUUAUACAGUUCAUUGUGCUGCAAUUUAGUGUUGUUUUGGAUCCUCGUCUUGUUUUGAAAUAGACUUUCUUUCAUGGUUUUAGCUUGGUGGAUUUUAUAGUUAGAUUUCCAAAACAAAAGUGAUCAGCAUGCUUCUUUCUAUUUUGUUUAUCGGAUUAUAAUAUUGUAAGUUCGAUCA
Molecule: messenger RNA, 896 nt
Organism: Hibiscus syriacus
Lineage: Eukaryota; Viridiplantae; Streptophyta; Magnoliopsida; Malvales; Malvaceae
Product: 60S ribosomal protein L28-1-like
Exons: 4
Coding region: 16-702 (228 amino acids)
Biological process (GO): translation
Cellular component (GO): cytosolic large ribosomal subunit; ribosome
Molecular function (GO): structural constituent of ribosome
Source: RefSeq, a predicted model, not a curated record